Messenger RNA from Pogoniulus pusillus (Red-fronted tinkerbird), 4241 nucleotides. It is a transcript of the gene CDS1, whose product is annotated as CDP-diacylglycerol synthase 1. The coding region runs from base 135 to 1451 and encodes 438 amino acids. The transcript is spliced from 13 exons. Gene Ontology annotation, cellular component: endoplasmic reticulum membrane. Gene Ontology annotation, molecular function: phosphatidate cytidylyltransferase activity. The record is from RefSeq and is a predicted model, not a curated record. NCBI's taxonomy places the organism in Eukaryota, Metazoa, Chordata, Aves, Piciformes, Lybiidae.
CAUUUCGGCAGUGCUCCAAGAGCAGGAAGGUUUUGGCUGCUGAGGUGAGGAGGUCUGACCUGCCUGCAAGAGGAUUUGAGCUUCUGGCAAGCAGCAGGGUCCCCGGGGGAAGAAGGGACUCCCCAGCAACGGAGAUGUCUGCAUCCAGGCUUCCUGAUUUUGCCCCAGCAAGACAACAAACUGAAGUGGAGCUGGAAGAAAGACUUGUGGAGUUGGACCUUAGGAGUGAUUCUGAUGGUCCUGACAUUCCUCCAGCCUCAGACAGCACUCCAGAGAUUCUCAAAGCUGCUUUGUCAGGCUUGUCUGCCAGAUGGAAAAAUUGGUGGAUUCGUGGAAUUCUCUCUCUAGCAAUGAUAUCUGGCUUUUUUCUGAUCAUAUACCUGGGAUCAUUCAUGCUGAUGCUGCUGGUGUUGAGCAUCCAAGUGAAGUGCUACCAUGAAAUCAUUACUAUAGGUUACAGAGUCUACCACUCCUAUGAUUUACCAUGGUUUAGAUCUCUCAGCUGGUACUUUCUGCUGUGUGUGAAUUACUUCUUUUAUGGAGAGACUGUGGCUGAUUACUUUGCUACCUUCGUUCAGAGGAGAGAGCAGCUCCAGUUCCUCAUUCGUUACCACAGGUUUAUCUCCUUUGCCCUCUAUUUAGCAGGCUUCUGUAUCUUCGUCUUGAGCUUAGUGAAGAAGCAUUACCGCCUGCAGUUCUACAUGUUCGCAUGGACUCAUGUCACUUUGCUGAUCACUGUCACUCAGUCUCAUCUUGUCAUCCAAAAUCUCUUUGAAGGCAUGAUCUGGUUUCUGGUUCCAAUUUCAAGUGUUAUCUGCAAUGACAUCACUGCUUACAUCUUUGGGUUCUUCUUUGGCAGAACUCCACUGAUUAAGCUGUCACCCAAGAAGACCUGGGAAGGAUUCAUUGGAGGCUUCUUUUCCACAGUCAUCUUUGGGUUUGUUUUCUCCUGGUUUUUGGCUCAACAUCAGUACUUUGUCUGCCCUGUGGAGUAUAACAGUGAGACCAACAGGUUUGUCACCGAGUGUGAAGCUUCAGAGCUCUUCCAGAUGAAGAAGUAUUCUGUUCCAGCAGUGCUUCAGGCUGUGUUGGGAUGGGACACGGUGACCCUGUACCCCUUCCAGAUGCACAGCGUCGCGCUCUCAACCUUUGCCUCCUUGAUUGGGCCCUUUGGAGGCUUCUUUGCCAGUGGCUUUAAAAGAGCUUUCAAAAUCAAGGACUUUGCAGACACCAUCCCAGGGCACGGUGGCAUCAUGGAUCGCUUCGAUUGCCAGUACCUGAUGGCCACCUUUGUGCAUGUCUACAUCACCAGUUUCAUAAGAGGUCCAAAUCCCAGCAAAUUACUACAGCAGCUGUUGAUCCUCCAGCCUGAGCAGCAGCUCAGCGUGUACAAAACCCUGAAAUCUCAGCUCGUUGCAAAAGGCAUCCUGCAGCCAUCUCUGAGGGGGUAGUUUGUCAGAAGAGAGGAUGGGAAGAAACCUGCAUCUGCAAGAAGCCUGUGGGAAGAGCAUUGCCAGCGUGCAGCUAGGGAGUGGCUAAAGGGAGAGGGCUCUGUGGGCUGGGCAGGCUGAGUGCUCCCUGAGGUGAAGGUGAGUGCUGUGGCUUCCUGCUGGCACGCAGCAGGUCGCUGACUCCUCCGCAGUACUUGAGAAGCUGGCAAAGCAAGAGAACUGCUGCUGCGUGCUUCAGCUGCUCAAGUGAAGGGCUGCAGCCUGCCUUGGGCACCCAGCCUGGCAGGCUUGGCACCCAGCCUGGCAGGCUUGGGACUCAGACAUGAAAUAAAGCUCACUCUUAGUUUUUACUGAGUUAUUUAAAACCAGAUAUCUUAGCAGUAGUGGUUUUGGGGUGGGUUUUGGUUGUUGUGGGUUUGGGGUUGUGUUUUUGAGUCUCCAGUGGUUGCUGAGGCACAAAGAGAUGAAGCACUUUUAUCCAGCCCCGUGCUGAACCUACAGUUGAGCAGAACUUUGUGUUGGCCUGGUCAGAGAGGUGCUUGGAGCCUGCCAGGUCGGGCUGGCUGUAUUUGCUGAGCAGGCAGGAAGGUUGAACUCAGCUCUCUCUCAGAACACAGCUUUCUUAGGACACCAGAGCAAGCUUUCCAGAGAUGAGUCCCUCUGCUGCAAGGCUGCAGAGCUGCUGCUGCUGCUGCUGCAAGGCUGGUGGUAGGGAUUCUAAACAAGGGUCUGCCUCCAAGAGCAGAGGUGACCUGAGGAGAUGGGAUCCUUCCAUCCAGGAACCAGCCUGGGGAGCAUCUGGAGUGGAAAGCCUUGGUAUCCACAGCCUGGGGAGAAUCUGGAGUGGAAACCCUUGGUAUCCACAGCCUGGGGAGACUCUGGAGUGGAAACCCUUGGUAUCCACAGCCUGGGGAGACUCUGGAGUGGAAACCCUUGGUAUCCACAGCCUGGGGAGAAUCUGGAGUGGAAACCCUUGGUAUCCACAGCCUGGGGAGAAUCUGGAGUGGAAACCCUUGGUAUCCACAGCCUGGGGAGCAUCUGGAGUGGAAACCCUUGGUAUCCACAGCCUGGGGAGAAUCUGGAGUGGAAACCCUUGGUAUCCACAGCCUGGGGAGAAUCUGGAGUGGAAACCCUUGGUAUCCACAUCCUGGGGAGACUCUGGAGUGGAAACCCUUGGUAUCCACAGCCUGGGGAGACUCUGGAGUGGAAACCCUUGGUAUCCACAGCCUGGGGAGACUCUGGAGUGGAAACCCUUGGUUUGUACAGCCUGGGGAGUAUCUGGAGUGGAAACCCUUGGUAUCCACAGCCUGGGGAGACUCUGGAGUGGAAACCCUUGGUAUCCACAGCCUGGGGAGCAUCUGGAGUGGAAACCCUUGGUAUCCACAGCCUGGGGAGAAUCUGGGGUGGAAGCCCUUGGUUUGUACAGUCUGGGGGAGACUCUGGAGUGGAAACCCUUGGUAUCCACAGCCUGGGGAGAAUCUGGAGUGGAAACCCUUGGUUUGUACAGCCUGGGAGAGAAUCUGGGGUGGAAGCCCUUGGUUUGUACAGUCUGGGGGAGACUCUGGAGUGGAAACCCUUGGUAUCCACGGCCUGGAGACAGUCACUCAAGCCUUAUCUUUUUGAAAGCACUUGGAGUGCUGAGUGAAAAGCAACCUUUAAGUGCUGCUUUGUUAAGGUGUGAAGCAGGGAAGUUGUGCCUGGUGAUGGUGCAGAGGGCCAGACAGGGUGCAGAGCUCUGCUGCUGCUUGCUAGUUGGCAAGAAGAUCCUUAAGCAAGCUUGGGUACACAAAAAGGUGUUUGAGUGGAGGCUUCGUGCAGGCAGCAGCUCUGCUGUGGACAUGUGAGGAAAGCUGAGGUUCUGUGGUCUCACUCCUGACUGCUUUCUAACAGUUUGCACCGUGUGAUGCAAAUAAAAGUGCAAGCCCUUGUUAAGUGACAGAGGUGACUGCUGGGCAGGCAGAAAGCACAGGUGCCAGCUUGGUCUUGGCAUCCUGGUCCUUGGAAGAAUUGAGUUUUGCCAGGAGGUUGUCAGUAAGCUUCUGCAGGGGCAAAUGUGUGGGGGCCAUGCAGACAGAGCUGUGUGUGUAUGAAAUAUUUACAGGGGUGUGUGCAGAGAGGGCAAAGGUGAGAGAGGGAGCAAAGAGCCUUACAGAGCUGCUUCUGCUGCUGCUUGAGGAAUGAACCAUGGAGGAAGUCUCCCGGGUGGGUGGGAAGCUGCACCUCAAAACCUCAGGCUGCUUGUUGAGUACCCUGCAGCUGAGACUCCCUCCAUGCACCCACUCGGGGAGCAGCAGCUCUGGGCAUGGCUAUGAAGCAAACUGAAGUCUGGAGCAAUUCUUGUUGGUGUCAGACCAAGUAAAUGAGGUCUGACCUGCAGGACUGUGUGGGAGGAGCCCCCCAGGGGAGGAAGAAUGUCACCAGACCCUUGUGUGACUUGGCUUCUUAAUGGGAGUGGCCUGAAUUUGAGCUCUUGCCCAGGCUGAGGAGAAGUGGUGGCACAAGAGUGGAAAGGUGCUGCAGAGAGAAGGGCAGGGAAAAUGAGAGCGACCGCAGGAGCAUCCCUGGGUAACUAACUUUGAGCUGAGGCUUUGGACAGGAUGCUUCUGAGCACACAGAGCCAUCCUGGAGCUGGAACAUCCUUCUCGUGGGUACUGGGGACUGAAAAAGGAAUCUAGGAAGUGAAACCUCUCUACAUAGAACAGAUCUACAUAAAAGGGCAGUUUACUUGGGAAACUUGAACUUUUUAGUGUCCCUUUCUAGCAUGUGUAAUAAAAAGAGUUAACAGCAAAA